Molecule: messenger RNA, 6169 nt
Organism: Micropterus dolomieu (smallmouth bass)
Lineage: Eukaryota; Metazoa; Chordata; Actinopteri; Centrarchiformes; Centrarchidae
Gene: ephb4a
Product: eph receptor B4a
Exons: 17
Coding region: 871-3828 (985 amino acids)
Biological process (GO): protein phosphorylation; cell surface receptor protein tyrosine kinase signaling pathway; axon guidance
Cellular component (GO): neuron projection; plasma membrane
Molecular function (GO): transmembrane-ephrin receptor activity; protein binding; ATP binding
Source: RefSeq, a predicted model, not a curated record
GCUGGUGCCAUUCGACUCCGGGUUUGAUGCGGCGAUGAAGUCCUCGGUGACCACUAGCUUACUGUAGUCAUCCCUCAGAGCUGCUUUACCGCUCAACUUUUAAUAACCGCUGUGCGUGCAGUCUGCUGAGUAUCCAGAGAACAAACUAGACAUUUCCCCUCAGUUUCAGCCUAAUUUUGCAUGUUAAUCCAGUCCAGACUAGACGUGUCGCGCAAAAUCCCCACCACCUUUCGUGGAUUUUUUUUUCUCCCGCAGGCAAAUAGUCUGGUUCUUUAACUGGGGAAAAAGGAAAACAAGACACACUUAGGCGGACUGUUUGCCGAACAUGACAAGAAGAUGUGGAAAUAGGUAUGCAUCGACUGAUAAUGAGGAUUGUCGCUGUCACUAACAGAUAUGCAGUGAGGUGCCGUGGUUGCGGAUUCAGCCUGCACGGCCAUCUAGCUGAGGGGGAGAUUUUGGGAGAAGUCGUGUGGAGCACAAAGAGCUGGUUAAAGCCGAGGACACAACAAGUUUCAACCAUGCACCCCUUGUGCUGACCGAGAACUGAGGUGGGAGAGGAGCUGCAGCAGUGUUUGUUUGUUUCUGACCAGACUUUCACCACAACACAAAGUUGGACAAUUCGGAGAAGUUUCCAGUCACUUUUUAUUUAAAGUGCCGGAACCCGACUAAUUAGACGUGCUUUAUAAUCUCUAUAGACUGAUAACCGCAUUUAGCAGCCGAAGUGUGAGGCUCUCUGAACUGAAGUCUACUUUAAAUGCGGACUGGUUUGCGGUCAGUGAGUGCACCGCCGAGCUGCCACAGCCACUUGAUUUUUUAAUUCAAGGCAAAUCAGAAGUCGGUUCUUUUUUACCAUUUAGUAGUAACAGCAAUAUGGAGCUGACAUACAGGAGCAUUGUCCUGCUGGGGAGCAUCUUCCUGGACUGGGCUCUUCUGGCUUCUGCAGAGGAAGAGGUCCUGAUGAACACUAAGACAGAGACGUCUGAUCUCAAAUGGACCAUCUUCUCAAAUGCCAAACCCGAGUGGGAGGAAGUAAGCGGUUUAGAUGAGGAGAACAACAGCGUGAGGAUCUAUCAGAUCUGUCAGACUGACAGCUCAUCCAGCCAUUGGCUGCGCAGUGGCUUCAUCCAGCGACGAGGAGCAUCUCAGGUUUACGUGGAACUGCGAUUCACCAUGAUGGAGUGUUCAUCCAGGAGCACCCACCAACGCAGCUGUAAGGAGACCUUUAACCUCUACUACUACCAGGCAGACUCCAACGAGGCCACUUCCACUUACCCACCCUGGAUGGAGAACCCAUAUAUCAAGGUGGACACAGUGGCUGCAGACUUUCUACUAAGGAAGGGCGGGGAGCGGAAAUUUAAUGUGAAGACCUUAAGAAUCGGCCCUCUAUCUAAGAGAGGCUUCUACUUGGCCUUUCAGGCUCAGGCCGUCCACAUGGCCCUGUUGUCUGUCAGGGUGUUCUUCAAGAAGUGCCCCCCCCUGGUCAGUGCUCUUUCCUCUUUCCCCGAAACUGUUCCCCGCACUCUGGUGCAAGAGGCGCAGGGUGUGUGUGUGGAGCAUGCCGCCCAGCAGGGGCCCCGACCUCGUGCACCUAAGCUGUUCUGCGGGGAAGAUGGCCAGUGGGUGGGUCAGCCAACAACCACCUGCGCCUGCGUAUCAGGAUUUGAGCCCGCCGAAGGACACACAAGAUGCACAGCCUGUCCUGUGGGUCAGUUCAAGCCGGGCGCCGAGGGACAGUGUACAGGCUGUCCAGGAUUCAGCCACGCCACCAUCAGGGGGGCGUCAGUGUGUGCAUGUCGUUCUGGAUACUUGCGUGCAGAAUCUGAUGCCCCGGACACCCCAUGCACUAGACCUCCCUCUGCCCCGCGCAGCAUCGUCACCCAUAUCAAUGACACCACGCUCAGUCUGGAGUGGAACGAGCCUCUGGACAACGGCGGCAGAACAGACCUGAGCUACGCUGUCAGGUGCUCUGUGUGCAGGACACCCAAGGGGCCGUGCCUCCCCUGCGGCGACAGCGUCACCUACCGGCCCGAGCAGCACGGCCUGCUGGGUCGCAGGCUGGAGGUGUGGGGUCUGCUGCCUCACACCACAUACACCUUCACUAUCCAGGCCCUCAACGGGGUAUCUCAGCUCAGCGGCAAGGACCCUGCCAGUGAAAGUGUCAACAUCACCACAAGCCAUGACGUGCCAUCGCUGGUGUCUGCUAUUCGGAAGAGUGAGUCCACAGAGAGCAGUCUGACUCUGCACUGGUCAGUCUCUGCUCAGCCACAUUACACCAUCCUGCAGUACCAGCUACGCUACUGUGAGAAGGAGCGACGUAGUGAAGAUCAGUGCCACUACACAGAGAGUAACAGAAACCAGGCUGUGCUGACAGACCUCCGCAGGGCCACUCAGUAUGAAGUGCAGGUUCGGGCGCGCACCAUGGCCGGUUAUGGCAGCUUCAGUCGUGCUGCCAUCUUCCGCACCCUUCCUGAUGGACAAGACUCUGCCUCCCAGUUCUUGCUGCCCGGCAUCCUUAUCGCUGUUGGGAUGCUGCUGCUUGUCACUUUCGUCUUUGUGGCCGCCUACUGCAUACGGAGACACAGCCGAGUAAAGGAUCCAGAACUGAGCGACAAAAACAACCAGUACCUUGUUGGCCAAGGGGUCAAGGUUUAUAUCGACCCUUUCACCUAUGAGGACCCAAAUGAGGCCGUGCGAGAAUUUGCCAAGGAAAUCGAUGUUUCCUUUGUCAAGAUUGAGGAGGUUAUCGGUGCUGGAGAGUUUGGGGAGGUGUGUCGAGGACGGCUGAAGAUCCCCGGGAAAAAAGAAAACUACGUAGCAAUAAAGACACUAAAGGGAGGCUACACCGAUAAGCAGAGACGGGACUUCCUGUCUGAAGCGUCCAUCAUGGGCCAAUUCCAGCACCCCAACAUCAUCCACUUGGAGGGGAUCAUCACGGCCAGCUGUCCAGUCAUGAUCCUCACAGAGUUUAUGGAGAACGGAGCUCUGGACUCAUUUCUACGGCUGAAUGACAGUCAGUUCACACCCAUCCAGCUGGUGGGUAUGCUGCGCGGCAUCGCCUCCGGCAUGAAGUACCUGGCAGAGAUGAGCUACGUCCACCGAGACCUGGCUGCCCGUAACAUCCUGAUCAACAGCAACCUGGUGUGCAAGGUGUCCGACUUUGGCUUGUCACGCUUCCUGCAGGAGAACUCCUCUGACCCGACGUACACCAGCUCUCUGGGAGGUAAGAUCCCAAUCCGCUGGACAGCACCAGAGGCGAUAGCCUUCAGAAAGUUUACAUCCGCCUCAGAUGUGUGGAGCUAUGGCAUUGUCAUGUGGGAGGUGAUGUCUUUUGGAGAGAGGCCGUACUGGGACAUGAGCAACCAGGAUGUAAUCAAUGCCAUAGAGCAGGACUACCGGCUGCCCCCGCCCCCUGACUGCCCCACCCACCUGCACCAGCUGAUGCUGGACUGCUGGCAGAAGGACCGCUCGGCACGUCCUCGCUUCGCGGACCUCGUCAGCGCUCUGGACAAGCUGAUCCGCAACCCUGCGUCGCUGAAAAUAGUUGCUCAAGAAGGAGCAGGGCCUUCCUACCCCCUGCUGGACCAGCGAGCACCUUUAGCCCUCUCAUCGUGUGCUUCUGUUGGGGAAUGGCUGAGGGCCAUCAAGAUGGAGCGCUACGAGGACAGCUUCCUGCAGGCCGGCUUCAACUCGGUGGACCAGCUGGCACAGAUCACCACACAGGAUCUGCUGCACAUGGGAGUGACUUUGGCCGGGCAUCAGAGGAAAAUCCUUUCCAGCAUCCAGACAAUGACCUUUCGGAACAAGAGCACUGCAACUGUGACCUUCUAGCUCGCCUGUCUCCUAACCUGGAACACCAGCGCACAGGUGCAGCCAUGUACUGUGAGCACUCUGGGUCCUUUUCCUGUGACCCACUUUGAUGACGGACUCCAAGAGAGAUUUUCAGAUUUGAUUCGUCGCCACAAGAAAAUUGAGAGUUGUCCCCACAGCUGUCUCCCACGUGACCAGGGGAGGAAGUUGACAUUGUUUGGACCGACUACUUUUUAAAGUUUGUGUUCAGUGUUUUUAUAUCUACCCGAGGUUAGGACCCAAUAAAUGUGCUAAACCAAGAGGAGAGACGGAUCAGAGUUUACAAAGUUUCUGUACUAUGUCAUUUUGAAAACUGGCAGUUGACUGGUUUGUUGUCCCAAUAAAAAGUCACUUCACCAAUGGAGACAAAAGGAAAAGCCAGUGGCAAUCCAAGGAUUUCAGUUCCCAUAUUGUUGAGUAGUUAUAAAUGAGCACUACUUUCACCCUGGGUGUCUUGCAUAAAAUCCAUCUGGAUGACAUUACUACAGAGACAAUUUUUACAUCGAGACAUUUUAACUGUCAGAUUUUCGCCCCCCCAAUCAUUUGAUUUCAACGUUAUCUCCUUUUUACUCAGGUGUGAUGUGUAUUGCAGACUUGGGAGAGCGUUGUACUCGACCUAAUAAGAAUUCUGUCAUACUCCCCAGUCUGACUUUCCCCUCACCAUCUCCACAACAUGUGAGGAGAAGAGAGACUCCGAGACAUAUCGGCACUUUUGUCAUUUCAGACUGAAUUGUAAUCUUCAGUAACUCAAUGUGUUUCUCCUUGAGUGUGGUUGGUUGUUUCUACUGCCUGUGUUUCUGCUGGCAGCUCAGUUUAAUUAUACUCUGAACAAGGACCAAGUGGACUCAGAGACCAGAGAACACUGUAGAAUUGGUUUUCUCAGUAGAAAUUUACCAAGGAAGCUAUCUCACCUUGAACGUUUUUCUUGAUAUAACUGAUACAUUUUUAAUUCUCUGUAUUCGCCAUCUUUCAGUGCCAUUCAGUCGUGGACUUAAAUGCCAAUUUUAUAAAGCAGAAAUCUCUCAUGAGGGGUUACUGUCUCAUUUAAAUGUACCUUAAAGGGUUACCAUGACAUUUUGAGGUUGAGUGUAUUAUUUUCCGUCAUCAGCUGCUGGUUGUGUAGUUGGCAAAUUAUUCCUGCCUUUGCCUCAAAGCUGCACAUAAAUAGUUUCUUAACAUUUAUCCCUGGAAACUAUGUACAGCUAUCAGUUAAGCUAACAGACUAGUUUGCAGCCAGCAGUAAGCAUUGUUUUCUGCUGAGUUUUGCUAACAACAUUGUUGAGUUGCUGUUUGAUUAUCAUCGCAGCCCCCCUUACUUUUUAAGUUUAGUAUGUUAUUUACUUUCAUCAAAUGCUGGAUUAUGUGGUCAGCAAAAUGUUUCUGCUUUUACCCCAAACCUCCACAAAAUAAUUUCUUAACAUUUAGCAUGGAAAACAAUGUGCAGCUACCAGCUAACAGGCGAGAUUGUAGCCAGUAGUAUCCAUUGGUUUCAGGGUGGAAUGCGAAUAAUACCUUUGAGCUGCUGUUUGAUUAGCAGAGUAUCCCCCCACACACAUUAUUACAAGUGCUUGUUUAAGAAGAAUAACAAACUGGAGUUCAAAAUGUCAAAGUACUGCUCGAAGACUUUGCAUCUCUUGAAGGAUAAUACCAGCCUUUUUAGGUCGUAAUUUUCAGAGUAGCUCACAGACCUGCCAUGAAUCAGGAAAAUAGAGCUUAAACAGCUUCUAAAACAUACCCAAACAACUUUGUUGAAUAUGAAAUGUAUAGUAUCACUUUUUCUAAAUGGUUUUACCUUUGUGCCACAGUGCACUUUUAUGAAAGAAUGUCUUUAUGAGUUGGUCUUUUUUUUUAUUUGUCAAAUGACAAUUUGGAUGUGCAUCACAAAACAUUACCUUUCCUGCUAAGUGACGCCAGUGGAGCAGAUUUUUGCUAACAGCUCCUUUGACAUUAACAUUUCGAUAUGUGAUAAUUAACAUAUAUUCAAGUCUGGUUAAUGUACACCAAAAAUAAGCGGUGGUGAUGGCCACACAUUUCCAUUGAUUGUGCCAGCACUUGAGAAAGACCAAGGGUGGUGAAAACGUCGGUGACCAUAAAAAUCAUAUUUUUCAGAAUGUGUUAGGCCUUCAUCAAAAACACUUGUAUUGUUAUGCAAGAGUCUGAGAGAUUUCUUUCAGGAUUAUGGGAAAUGUGGUCUUCAUAUUGAAGAUCUCAAUAAAAUCAACUUUGAAAUAAUGAAUAGAUAAAGUAUGUUUUGAUUACUGUUCUGUGUGUAGGCUAAUCUGUAUUCAGUAUUCAUAAUAAAGAUGCACACCAGUGUUUACCA